Aedes aegypti (yellow fever mosquito) is the source of this 2872-nucleotide messenger RNA. RefSeq names its product formin-J. Lineage: Eukaryota; Metazoa; Arthropoda; Insecta; Diptera; Culicidae. Bases 414 to 2813 code for a protein of 799 amino acids. The record is from RefSeq and is a predicted model, not a curated record. The transcript has 3 exons.
UAAUGGGGAGAAAAGCGGUCCAUCGUCGCGAGUCGAGUCUCUGCGGUCAGUCGAACUGCUAACCGUGACGCGGACGAUUCGAGAGCCGCCGCCGUCGUUUCGAAUGUGUGUCCGACCCAAAACGCUGGCCCAACGAGAUUUGGUCGUGCGUUGUGUUGAGGUUGACCUACGCGCUUCGUCAACAAGAGCGGCGAGAAAAGUGCCCUUUUCCGUGCGUUGAUUGUCGCCCUAUACUCCUGUGAUCGGAAGUUUAAUUAGAUUGAUCCAAACGGGUUGACGGAUUCCCGGUGGAUUUCGGGGACAGCAUCGACCACGACAACGACAAGCGAAAACAUAAUUGGAAUACUGCAAUAAUAAACCUAGAGUGAGGAAAGAGCGACGACACGGCUUAGUGAAAUACAGGUGCGUCGAAGAUGUCUUCGUCCUCGUACAUCAGUCAUUCGGCGGUGCCGAGCGGUCCCGGAAGUUCAACCAGCGCCACGACUCGCGACAGUAACAACAACGCCAUGGACGGAGACAACCUGCUGAAGCUGGCGCUGAAGAAGCCCAAAUCGUGGAAGUGGGAACUGACCACUUCGAGUUCAUCGCCCAGCAUAAGCUUCCCGAAGAUACAGCUGUUUGACAGCCGGACUGGGGAACUGAUGGUGCAGGUGGAUAAACCGGAUUGUGUGGUGAAGAGCGAAGAGUUGAUCGGCAGUGGUGAUGGUUCGGAACGGUCGCGCAGUUCACAGGAGCGGAAGGGGCGUGAUCAGCGAUAUCGAAGGUCUCGCAGUACGUGUAUUCGCGAGAAGGUGACAACGUCCAGUGAUUACUUGAGUGAUGUGUUUGCACAGCUGCAGAACAAGGGAUUGGGUCACAAGUUGGCUACCAGUGUUACGCAGUACCGAGUGGAAGAGACAGAAGAAGAAGUCGACACGGGUGGAUAUGGCUUGCAGAAGAGUCAAUCGGCUAGGGAAAUUCGUAGAAGUGCGUCGGUGGAACAGAAGAGGAAGAUUUUGAAGUCUCCUUCUAGUCGAUCGGGUUCCAUGUUGGGUAGAAUUAGUGAGUGUUACAAAAGUUCGACUGAGGAGGAACCUCCGCAACAACCUGAAGCGCCUCCAGCACCAGCGCUUGCUCCAACGAUACCGGAGAUCAGCGAAAUAGUGGAAGAACCUCAACCAAAGCCAACCCCAGAAGAAGAGAACAAAAACAAGAUAUACAAAUUGGUUAGAAGCAAUGUCGGAACUCUCAUCGUUCGAGAAGAAAGCUUCCACACGCAGCGUAGUUUACGGAGGCGAAGGCAGCAGCUGCAGGAGCAAUCGACAAUUCCAGAAGGCGAACCGCAGGUGGACAAGCGGAUUACCAUCAGUGAUAUUCCAGACUCUAGCUAUAACGAUACGAUCAGAGAGAUCGACAGUCUGAUAUCGAAGGUGAUGCUCUCGCACAAUCUUCAGGAUGUGCACGAAUCGCGUUCUAUCCAAUCCCGCGGAAGGUCCUCCACGCAGCAAAACGGAGAAGUGGAAUCAGUUCGGAAGAGGCGAGCUCGAAGAAGUGCCAGUGCGGGAAGCAAUGCCAGUAGUUGUGGAAGCAGGCGAGGAAGAAAUUCGCCACUGGUGACUGCACCGACGGGGUCAUCUUCGUCGGAUGAAGAUUUGGUUUCGCUGGCGGAGAGUCGCUUCGGGUCGCUGAAGCGAAGAGGACGAGCCAAGUACAAACGGAACAGUACGGGUCAGGUCCACGAGGUCUACAGCGGACUGGUCAACGGUGUCAGCAGGCAGCAUGAAUCUAACGUGCGGCGUUCCACCACCGUUAGCUCCAACAACAGCACCACCGUCGAAAUCGAAGAAUGUGAAUCCGUUUCGCUGAGCAGCUUCCAAUCGAAUAGUGCCCCUGGGAGCCAGCAGACCACCAUCGUAUCGGAGAAAUCAUCGUCCACCUCGCUGUCAACGCUUUCACCUCCCUCGCCGGCUGCGGAGACUUGCGGCGAGGUCAGUUCGAGCAGAUGGGGAGCGAGACCGAGCAAAGCGGAUACUGUGAUCAGAGACUGGGAACGAGUGCAGGAGCAGGCAACUACGAAGGUAUCUAGCGUUAGGAAGGAUGAUGUGGAAACGAAGAUUGACUGCUUGGAAGUAGAAUGCGUGGAUGCGAUGACAGUUGAUGAAACGAAAUCUCAGCUGCAUUCUCGGGGAAUGGAAUCGAAUGAUGACGAGAAAAUGACAGCCACAGAAGCUGUUGUUGUUGCGUCGACGGAGGAAAAAGUUGAUGAGACGGUGAUAAAUCAAGUCGAUGAAUGCAGAUAUGAUAAUCCGGAAACAGGAAAUACAGAUACUAAAACGCCGGAAAUUAUAUUGAACGGGAUAAAUGAAGUGAGUAAUGGAUACGAUGACGCCAAUGUUCAAACAAGAGACCAAGAUAGGUCAAAGCAUGAUGCAGUCACUGUAGAAUUACAAAAUUUGAAUUCCACGAGACUUGAUGAAAGUAAAUCUACAAGCAGCUUUCAACGAAACUUAGCCAAAGACUGCAUAUCUUCUAAAUACGAAAAAAAUCUGAACGUCACAUCCCGUGACGUUUCUCGCAGGUCUCCCACCAAUAUCCAACGAUUUGGAUCCUUCAAGUUUCCGCGUCACAUCGAUGGAUCCAACGUAUCUUCCUCCAGCCUAGCCUGGUCCUAUCUACCACAACUGACUACAUCGCACUCCACUUCGUCCCUCUCGUCACUCCGAUCCAACAGUGGCCACGCCGCAACCUCAUCCCAGUCUCCAGUGCAACGCCGUCAGCUGAAAUCCUACGCUCAACGUCACCAUCGAUCCAGCUUCCAUGUAGUGCCGAACUGAACCAAAAGCAUCAACCUACCCUAAAAACUAAACCCAAACGAAUAAAUUUAAUGUUGAAA